GCACACACCUCUCCCCGCCGUGUAAUUCGAGGUGCUUGACAGCGCAUGUCACAUCACCGAUAGGAUUAUCUGUGUGCUAAUCACUGUCUUCUUCCUCGUACUCCCACCCAGCAGUCUCUCUCCCCGUUGUCUCCUGCGCACACCAGGUGCGCAAGUGCUCGUGAAAGGCGCCGGCUUUCUUGUCGGGCGUCGCUGUUACUACCUCUCAACCCGUGAAGAAGCCCUCGAGCGUGACAUCAAUGGCGACGGAACGCUUCGUCCUGCUCGUCUUCCUGUGCUAUCUGUCUUCCCAAUUCGCAGAUGCGUAUGAUCCGGUGGAUCCGCUGGGGAACAUCACCAUCAACUGGGAUUUUACGAGCAUGGACACUAAUCAGUACACGGUCAUGGUGAGCAUCCACAAUUACCAGCUGUACCGCCAUAUCGAGCGCCCGGGAUGGCGGCUGGGCUGGGCGUGGUCCGGCCACGAGAUCAUCUGGGACGUGAGGGGCGCCGAGACGACGGAGCUGGGCAACUGCUCCGGCGUCCACUUCGACCCCGGCCACCCUCCGCACUGCUGCGAGAAGCGGCCCGUCGUGGUGGACCUGCCGCCGGGCGCGCCGUACAACAUUCAGGUUGCCAACUGCUGCCGAGGCGGCGUGCUGUCGUCCCUCACGCAGAACAACAGCACGGCCACCGCCGCGUUUCAGAUGUCCGUCGGCGGUUUCGACCGCGACGGCGGAGACCCGAACGGCGACCCCGUGAAGCCGGCCAACUUCAGCCUCGGCGUGCCGGGCUACACCUGCAGCAACGCCACCCAGGUGCCCGCGACGAGGUCCAAGGUCGACGAGCAGCGCCACGUCCAAGUCAUGCUGACGUGGCAGAUCACCUGCUCGUACUCGCAGUUCCGGGACGGGCCGUCGCCGUCCUGCUGCGUCUCCCUCUCAUCCUUCUACAACAGCACCAUUGUGGGGUGCCCGCAGUGCAGCUGCGGCUGCCCGCGCUCUCCGUCCGCGCCGCAAUGCUUCAGGUUUUCAGGUCCUAGAUGCAUGAUUUUCACUGAAUUUCAGUUAAAAUUUGCUGUGUUUGGUCAGUUGUCAGUCAGAUUUUUCUUCAGCGACGGCGAGCAGUCCAAGCUCCAGCCUCUGCCUGACGCGGAUGGCAAUCCGCCGACGCCGGUCAUCCGAUGCACGGAGCACAUGUGCCCGAUCCGGGUGCACUGGCACGUGAAGCAGAACUACCGGGAAUACUGGAGGGUGAAGGCGUCGAUCACCAACUACGACAUGGUCAGCAACUACAGCGACUGGAACCUUGUAGUGCGGCACCCCAACCUCGCCAACAUCACGCAGCUCUUCAGCUUCAACUACCAGCCUCUCAUCCAGUACGACACCAUCAAUGACACGGCCAUGUUCUGGGGGAUCGUCAACUACAACGAGAUGCUGCUGCGGGACGGGAACGUGCAGACGGAGAUGAUACUGAAGAAAGACCCGAGCGACUUCACCUUCUCGGGGGGCUGGGCGUUCCCGCGGAGGGUCUACUUCAACGGACACCAGUGCGCCAUGCCCUCGCCUGACCAGUACCCUUCGCUGCCCAACGCUGCCUCUGACGUGCGCGUAUCCGCGGUGCAGCGGUGGCUCAUCACCGGCUCCUGUCUGCUCUUGCUAUCUAUGUUCCAUGUCGUGUAAGAUGCAUGGGAAGCAAAUCUCUGCUUAAGUUUCCCGUACAAGUUACACCUGGUGCAUGUGCGAGGUUCUCUGAUUUUGUAGCUGAUCUCUCUCUCUCUCUCUCUCUCUCUCUCUCUCUCUCUCUC
Lolium perenne is the source of this 1786-nucleotide messenger RNA. The record is from RefSeq and is a predicted model, not a curated record. NCBI's taxonomy places the organism in Eukaryota, Viridiplantae, Streptophyta, Magnoliopsida, Poales, Poaceae.